AUGCACACUCCGGCCUUGAAGGUGGCAGUAGCGGGAACCGGAGGACUAGCCCAACACAUAGCCCAAGCAGCAUUACUACGCGGCCACGAUGUUCUCCUUCUCUCGCGGAAUCUUCAGGAGCACCCUGAAAUCCACCAACUUCCCGUCAUCCGCGUUGACUACGCCUUGCCAGACUCCCUUUCUACCGCCCUGAAAGGGAUGGAUACCCUGAUAUCCACCGUCACCAACACCUCCGCCCAGCUAGCUCUCAUCGACGCCUGCCUAACAGCCCGUGUCCGCCGCUUCGCCCCCGCAGAAUUCGAAGGCCUCCUGGAGUGCCGCCCGCUAGCCUGCCCCCCGAGCCGCAACCGCUUCGACGUCCUCGCGCGGCUGCGCGAGGAGAAGCACCGGCUAGACUCGACGGUAUUCGUAUGCGGAUUGUUGAUGGAGCGGUUCUCGCCUGGGGGACUGGUAGGCAGCGGCAUCUGUAGUCCCCGAGGGCACCUGAAGGGGGAGGGGGAGCUGUUGCUGGAUUUCCGCGCGGCCAGAGCGUGGAUUCCGGCCGGCGAGACGAGGGCGUGUUUUGUCGCUGCGAGGGAUCUGGCUGCGUUUGUGGUCGCCGCCCUGGAGGCGAGGGAGUGGCCCGAGCAGUGGAGGUGUUGCGGUGAGCGGCUGACGAUGGAGGAACUUGUCAGAAUCGCGGAGGAAGUCCGUGGUCGUCAGUUUGAAAUCACGGAAACGAUGUGGGAAGACCUCAACGAUCUCCACUUCGAGAAGGAAGAGAAAGGAGAGUGGGGCCAGGCGUGCAAGGUCGACAUGCUCCUGGCUAUCGAGCGUGGAGAGUUUGAUUUUGCGCCGGCGGAGAUGGAGGUUCCUGGGUGCUGGAGGCCGAUGGGCUUGAAGGAAUGGCUAGAAGAAGGGUGGAGGAAUGUGGAUCUUGGGGAUGCGGCGCUCGAAUCGCAGCUAGAAAAACUCGACGCGACCACUCUACGCGCAACAUUGUUGAGUAUAGCGUACCCGAAGGCCGCGAAGAAGCUGGAGCACUGCAUCUAUUGCCAUGUGACCUUCGAUGCCAACGGGCCGGAUGCCGAAAUGUGCAGGGUGAAGCACUUUGGCGAGCCGUCGCGUGGAACGUUCACGUGUUGUGGGACGACGUACGAGGAGGAGGAAUAUGGGGAAGAAGAGUGGAUGGAGCCGGUAGAGGAACGCAUGCCGUACUGCUUUGAGGGACCGCACAGAACUGUCCCGUGGGAAAAGGGAGAUAUGCGUGUGCUGGAUGAUGAUGAGUAUUACUAUAAGGAGGAUGGUGAGGUGUUUGAGGAUGAUGGCAGGAAGAGGUGGUGGGAAGAGCUGGUGAAAGAUGUCAAUUUCCAGAAGUUGAGAUGUGGAGAGAAGAUUUCGUAG
This is a messenger RNA of Tricharina praecox, 1383 nucleotides long. RefSeq lists its product as uncharacterized. The transcript is spliced from 5 exons. Lineage: Eukaryota; Fungi; Ascomycota; Pezizomycetes; Pezizales; Pyronemataceae. The record is from RefSeq and is a predicted model, not a curated record. Bases 1 to 1383 code for a protein of 460 amino acids.